AUGCAGCCCUUCACCUUCGUCCUGACCGCCGUCUUCGCCGCCACAGCAACGGCACAGGGCUGCCAUUUCUGGGUUCAAGAGAAGUCGACCGGGAACAACGUGUUGCAGAAGUGCCUCCAGAAGAACGAGGGGACGACCGCCUCGAUCAAUGGCGCAAGUGUGUACCUCCAGGCCAACUCAGACUGCGGCGUGUCGGUGAGCAACACCGGAUACAACACAGCACCCGUGGGAUUCACCGCACACUACGACGGCCCUUGCUAA
Colletotrichum siamense is the source of this 261-nucleotide messenger RNA. RefSeq lists its product as uncharacterized. The record is from RefSeq and is a predicted model, not a curated record. The transcript has a single exon. Lineage: Eukaryota; Fungi; Ascomycota; Sordariomycetes; Glomerellales; Glomerellaceae. Bases 1 to 261 code for a protein of 86 amino acids.